AUGCAGGCAGGGUGGAGACACCCGACCCGGAGCACAUUAGCUGGUUGGGCCCGGAACGGGAACGGCCAAGCGGGGCGGCUGCGGAUAUCGUUCCGGGCAUUGUCCACUUACACCAUCUCCCUCAUACCAAUUGGAACACAGAGCUUGGUUAUCCUUAGAUCGACGCCCAUCGGGGUUCUGGUUGGAGACUCGGAGCUGUGGGUUUGUGCAAGGCAGAACGAGGAGCGCUGUUCCCAAUACGGGCUAUCUUGCAUUACCGUAUAUGAGCACCUGCUCUCCCAGUCUCAAACUUUCUGA
Podospora pseudopauciseta is the source of this 297-nucleotide messenger RNA. RefSeq lists its product as uncharacterized. The record is from RefSeq and is a predicted model, not a curated record. Lineage: Eukaryota; Fungi; Ascomycota; Sordariomycetes; Sordariales; Podosporaceae.